Molecule: messenger RNA, 2492 nt
Organism: Euleptes europaea (tarantolino)
Lineage: Eukaryota; Metazoa; Chordata; Lepidosauria; Squamata; Sphaerodactylidae
Product: heat shock protein HSP 90-alpha
Exons: 10
Coding region: 15-2201 (728 amino acids)
Biological process (GO): protein stabilization; protein folding; cellular response to heat
Cellular component (GO): plasma membrane; myelin sheath; neuronal cell body
Molecular function (GO): ATP binding; ATP-dependent protein folding chaperone; ATP hydrolysis activity
Source: RefSeq, a predicted model, not a curated record
UGGUCUGUUUGCAGAUGCCAGAAGAAGUGCAUACACAAGAUCAGCCAAUGGAGGAGGAAGUGGAGACAUUUGCCUUUCAGGCAGAAAUUGCCCAGUUGAUGUCAUUGAUCAUCAACACUUUUUACUCCAAUAAAGAAAUCUUUCUUAGGGAGCUGAUUUCUAAUUCAUCUGAUGCUUUGGAUAAAAUUCGGUAUGAGAGCCUGACCGACCCAAGCAAACUGGAUUCUGGAAAAGAUCUGAAGAUCAAUCUAAUUCCUAACAAGCAUGAUCGUAGCCUGACUAUUAUAGAUACAGGCAUUGGGAUGACCAAAGCAGACCUGGUGAACAACCUGGGUACAAUUGCCAAGUCUGGCACCAAAGCCUUCAUGGAAGCCUUGCAGGCAGGUGCAGACAUCUCCAUGAUUGGUCAGUUCGGCGUUGGCUUCUACUCUGCCUAUCUGGUUGCUGAGAAAGUGACUGUCAUCACUAAGCACAAUGAUGAUGAGCAGUAUGCUUGGGAGUCUUCAGCUGGGGGCUCCUUCACCGUCAGGCUGGACAAUGGGGAGCCUCUGGGGCGUGGAACAAAGGUUAUCCUGCAUCUGAAAGAAGAUCAGACAGAGUAUUUGGAGGAAAGGCGAAUCAAGGAAAUAGUCAAGAAGCAUUCUCAGUUUAUUGGCUACCCAAUAACUCUUUUUGUGGAGAAAGAACGUGAUAAGGAGGUGAGUGAUGAUGAGGCAGAAGAAAAGGAAGAAGAGAAAGAAGAAAAGGAAGAAAAAACAGAAGAUAAGCCAGAGAUUGAGGAUGUUGGCUCUGAUGAAGAAGAAGAAAAGAAAGAAGGUGACAAGAAGAAGAAAAAGAAAAUCAAAGAAAAGUACAUUGACCAGGAAGAGCUCAACAAGACCAAGCCAAUUUGGACCAGGAACCCAGAUGACAUUACUAAUGAGGAAUAUGGAGAAUUCUACAAGAGCCUGACCAAUGACUGGGAAGACCACCUGGCAGUAAAACACUUUUCAGUGGAAGGGCAGCUGGAAUUCAGAGCACUUCUUUUUGUCCCAAGGCGUGCACCUUUUGAUUUGUUUGAAAACAGAAAGAAAAAAAAUAACAUCAAGUUGUAUGUGCGCAGAGUGUUCAUAAUGGAUAACUGUGAAGAAUUAAUUCCUGAAUAUCUGAACUUCAUGCGGGGUGUGGUGGAUUCAGAAGAUUUACCUCUGAAUAUCUCCCGUGAAAUGCUGCAGCAGAGCAAGAUUCUAAAGGUGAUCCGGAAAAACUUGGUGAAGAAAUGCUUGGAACUCUUUACUGAGCUUGCAGAAGAUAAGGAAAACUAUAAGAAGUUCUAUGAGCAGUUCUCUAAAAACAUUAAGCUUGGCAUACAUGAGGACUCACAGAAUCGCAAGAAACUGUCAGAAUUGCUGAGAUACUACACUUCCGCAUCAGGGGAUGAGAUGGUGUCCCUGAAAGACUACUGUACACGAAUGAAGGAAAACCAGAAACAUGUGUAUUACAUUACAGGUGAAACCAAAGAUCAAGUAGCAAAUUCUGCUUUUGUUGAGCGGCUUCGUAAACAUGGUUUGGAAGUAAUCUACAUGAUUGAGCCUAUUGAUGAAUAUUGUGUACAGCAGCUAAAGGAGUUUGAGGGCAAGACUUUGGUUUCAGUAACAAAAGAGGGUCUGGAGCUUCCUGAAGAUGAAGAGGAGAAAAAGAAACAGGAAGAGAAGAAAACAAAAUUUGAAAAUCUCUGCAAGAUCAUGAAAGAUAUUCUUGAAAAGAAAGUAGAGAAGGUUGUAGUCUCGAACCGAUUGGUGACUUCUCCAUGCUGUAUUGUGACCAGUACAUAUGGCUGGACUGCUAACAUGGAGAGGAUCAUGAAAGCACAGGCACUCAGGGACAACUCCACGAUGGGCUACAUGGCUGCCAAGAAGCACCUGGAAAUCAACCCUGACCACUCCAUCAUUGAGACUCUAAGGCAAAAGGCAGAAGCAGAUAAGAAUGACAAGUCUGUGAAGGAUCUGGUCAUCUUGCUGUAUGAGACUGCUCUCCUGUCUUCUGGCUUCAGUCUAGAGGAUCCUCAGACGCAUGCCAACCGUAUUUAUCGAAUGAUCAAACUUGGUCUGGGCAUAGAUGAAGAUGAUACUGCUACAGAAGAAGCUAGCCCAGCAGUUACUGAAGAGAUGCCCCCGCUUGAAGGCGAUGAUGACACAUCACGUAUGGAAGAAGUGGAUUAAAUGGCUAACUACUUGAGAGAAAUUUUGGAUAUUUCCUUUUGCCCUUGGCUUUGAAUAAGUUAUAUUUUGUAUAUUAUGAAUGUGACCUGCCAAAAAGUCUUUUGACACUUGUCUGCAUUCCCUCUUUGUAUUUAUUUUUGGAGAUGUUAUACCUUUAUUUUUGUUACAUUGCUUUUUUUUUUUUUAAGGUAAUGUGAGAUGCCAUUGAGGGAAUAUCCUUUUUUGAUGUAUAACACUGUACAAUCUUAUAUACUGGUGAGUAAGGAAUAUUGGUUAGUGUGUCAAUGGCAG